AUGGUGUGUGGAAUAUUUGCAUCGGUUUCAAAUGGAGAAGAAGGAAGAAGAGCAAGAGUUGAUGUCAAAAUUGAAGCUGAGACUUCCAUAGCCAAAACUGAUGAUAAUUUCAUUUGUGCCACUCUCGAUUGGUGGCCCUCUGACAAAUGUGACUAUGGCCAGUGUCCUUGGGCCAAUUCUGGUCUCAACAAUUUGGAUUUGUCCAAUACUAUACUUCGAAAUGCCAUUAAGGCAUUUGGGGAGAUGAGGAUAAGAGUUGGAGGAUCAUUACAAGACCAAGUUCUGUACAAAGUUGGUAAAUCGGUUAAAGAAUGCUCCGAUUUCAAACGAAACGACGACGGAUUGUUCGGUUUCACUCAAGGUUGUCUCCAAAUGAAGAGAUGGGAUCAACUUCACUCUCUCUUCAACCAAACCGGAGCUAAAGUCACGUUUGGUCUAAACGCUCUGUUCGGGAGGAAGAAGUCGAAAACAGACGAAGGACUCUGGAUUGGAGAUUGGAACGCACAAAACUCAUACGAUCUAAUGAAAUACUCAAUCGAAAAGGGUUACAAGAUCGAUUCAUACGAACUCGGAAACGAGCUUUGUUCCUCUGGAGUAUCAGCGAGAGUGGAAGUGAAACAGUACGCAAAAGACAUGAAGAAGCUCAAGAGAGCGGUGGAGAAGCUAUACCAAGAUGAGAAGACUCAGCCUAAGGUUUUAGGACCAGCUGGUUUCUACGAUGAGAAAUGGUUCAACGAGUUUCUUCUUCACUCUGGUCCUGACGUUGUUGAUGGACUCACUCAUCAUAUCUACAACUUAGGCGCAGGUGUUGACAAGACUCUGAUUGAUAAGAUCCAAGAUCCGUUUUUCUUGAGCCAAGUAGCUCAGACAUAUAAAGAUAUGUCCAACACUAUAGACCGGUUCGGUCCAUGGGCUGGAGCUUGGGUUGGUGAAGCUGGUGGUGCUUAUAACAGUGGUGGGAAAGACGUUUCUCACACGUUUGCUAAUGGAUUCUGGUACAUUGAUCAGCUUGGAAUGACGUCAGUGUAUAACCAUAAAGUGUUUUGUAGACAAGCACUUGUUGGUGGGAACUAUGCUCUUUUAAACACAACUUCUUACAUACCAAACCCUGACUAUUACGGUGCACUCUUAUGGCACCGUCUUAUGGGGUCAAGAGUGCUUCGAGCCAGUCACAAUACAACUCCUUAUCUACGUGUAUACGCUCACUGCGCACGAAAACAUUCAGGAGUCACGCUUGUCGUCAUCAAUUUGUCCAACACCGAGUCUUACGAGAUGUACAUAGAAGAGUAUGCGAGAGUCUCUUUGAGGAAGAGAGAGGAGUAUCACUUGACUCCCAUGGACGGUGAUAUUCAGAGUGACGUCGUUUUGCUUAACGGAAAGGCGUUGCGGUUAACUGAAACUGAAGAUAUUCCGAAGAUGAAACCUAACUUUCCACAACCGUGUUCUGAUCACUCCAGAAGCAACCAUAUAGACGAUUUCUCAAGGGGAUCAAGACACGCGAAGUCUGUAUCUAUGGGACCUGCAGUGGAUCAAUGGAAGGAAACUGAGAUAGGCAAAGCUAAAAAGAAGUACGAGAAGCUAAGUGAGAAGAUUAUGUCAUGGGAAGAUUACAAGAGGAAAAAGGCAAAGAGAAAGCUUCAUAGAACAGAGAGAGGUGUGGAGAGGACAAAGUUGAAGGCGUUGCAGAAGUUCAAGGACGAAAAUGAACGCAUCGAGAUCAUCGUUGCGAGUGCAAGAGCACAUGCAUAUGAGAGUCGAGUGAAAGAAGAGUUGAAGGUUAAGGAGAAAGCAAACCUCAUGAGAACAACUGGAAGGAGUCCCUCUACAUGCCUCUAA
Molecule: messenger RNA, 1836 nt
Organism: Arabis nemorensis
Lineage: Eukaryota; Viridiplantae; Streptophyta; Magnoliopsida; Brassicales; Brassicaceae
Source: the annotation of a GenBank genome assembly